This is a messenger RNA of Calypte anna (Anna's hummingbird), 7170 nucleotides long. RefSeq names its product zinc finger protein 638 (gene ZNF638). Gene Ontology annotation, cellular component: nucleus. NCBI's taxonomy places the organism in Eukaryota, Metazoa, Chordata, Aves, Apodiformes, Trochilidae. Bases 416 to 6871 code for a protein of 2151 amino acids. The record is from RefSeq and is a predicted model, not a curated record. Gene Ontology annotation, molecular function: zinc ion binding; mRNA binding. Gene Ontology annotation, biological process: regulation of RNA splicing. The transcript is spliced from 26 exons.
CCGCGGCUCCGUGCGCAUGCGCAGGGCGGUUGCCGCCCGCCUCAGGGCAGCAGAGACGCGGCCGCUGCCAGCGGGCAGGCCCGGCGCGGUUCGGUUCGGUUCCGUGCGGUUCGGUUCGGCUGGGCCCGGUUCGACGGAGCCGGGAAGAUAAGCGGCAGGGAGCUCGAGAGAAAAGCGGUUGGGAGCGGCGAGGCUCGGCGCUGCCCGGCGGAGCUUUGUGUUAUUCUUGGAAAGUUUCGCACCACUUGUGAAUUCCUUGAACCUUGGCAUUGCGAGCCCAUUUCUGUUGGGCCCUCCUCCUUUACAGCUUGCACAAAUUAAGACCCAGUUGGCUCUUCAGCAGUUGACCUCCCUUGUCACCAGCAGUUCCGCACCUCCUAAUGCUUGGUUCAACCAGGCAUUGCUGAAAAGCACCAUGUUUAGCCCCAGAGGAACUUUACCUCAGAGGCCGAGAGGACCUAAUCCAUCAGGCACAAAGCCUCCGGGAUCCUUUCCGGGAGGAGGUGCGGGAGGUCUCCAGAGAAAACCUGCCUCUGGAACGCCUCAGGGAGCACCGCCACGGUUUUCGGGACAGGACACCUUUCAGUGGACGGGUUCACAGAGGAUAAACGUGCGGGUAACUCUGCACAGGGCCGACCCCAGGCAGGUAAAGGAGAAGACAAACCACCACCAGGAGCAGAAGGGAGAGCCUCGCCCCAGCUGCUGGGAUGGAAACCCCCGCCCGGCCGUGACCAGCGGACAGAAGCCACCGGCGCCGGCACGGGGCUCGGAGCAGAACCCCCCCUCCCAGAACCGCUACACGCCAGAGAGCGCCUCCAGCAUCCUCGCCAGCUUUGGGCUGUCCAAUGAAGACCUGGAGGAGCUGAGUCGCUACCCAGAUGAACAGUUAACACCCGAGAACAUGCCCCUCAUCCUGAGGGAAAUCCGGAUGCGGAAGAUGGGCCAUUCCUCGGCUCGCCCGCACGCUGCCGGCCGGGCAGAGGAGGCGCUGGGCAGCGGGGCGAGCGGCGCAGGGGUCAAGAGCAAAGUGAUCGAUUACGGGCACGCCAGCAAGUAUGGCUACACUGAGGAUCCCCUGGAAGUGCACGGGUACAGCCCCAAGGUGCUGCCUGCAGAGCCUCUGGAAGCACGCGGCUACAAUCCCGAAGCCCCCGGCGGGGAGAAGAGGGAAGACUUCCAACGGGAGCAGAACGUGUCCAUCGCCGUCCCGUCCUCCACCCAGUGCAACCCAGUGUUCCCAGUUGAAGAGCUAAUAAAGCCGACGGGGUUCCAGAACGAUUCCUCAAGUACUCCGCCCUUUUUUCCGGCUGAGGCCCCGGGCAAGGUGUCUGGGUUGUGUGUGGCCCCCGCUGGACUCACCGUGGUCACCUCCAUCGCCCAGCCCGCGGUCCCGCCGGUGAUGCCACCCCCGAUGGUGCCCCCGGUCUCCCAGCCCGCAGUGCUGCCGGUGAUGCCACCCCCGAUGGUGCCCCCGGUCUCCCAGCCCGCGGUCCCGCCGGUCAUGCCACCUAUGAUGCCACCCGUGUCCCAGCCUGCCAUGCCACCCGUGAUGCCACCCGUGUUGCCUCCCGUGUCUCAGCCCGCGGUCCCGCCCGUCAUGCCGCCGAUGAUGCCACCGAUGAUCACCCCUCUGGCACCCAUGCUGGCCCCUGUCAUGCUGACUUUUGUCCAGCAGUCGAUGACCCAGCACGUGAUGCCGCCGAUAACCCAGCCACCUUUCACACCUGAGCUCCUGGUCAGCGUGAGCCAGCACGAAAGGCUCCAGCAGGAGGCUGGGAGCAGCCAGCCCACCCCCCCCAGCGCCCCGGCCCCAGGACAGAAGCCCUUCCAGCCAAAGGCUGAGGGGCCCAUUAAAUCUCCUUUUGGGAUUGUGAAAGCGUCGUGGCUUCCUGCCUUCCUCCAGCCUGAUUCCCAGAAGACAAAACGAUUACCCACUCCCUCAAUGAUGAAUGACUACUAUGCCACAUCUCCAAGAAUAUUCCCACAUAUGUGUUCUCUGUGUAACAUUGAAUGCACUCAUAUGAAGGACUGGAUUCUGCACCAGAACACCUCCUCUCACAUUGAAAGCUGCCGCCAGCUACGGCAACAGUACCCUGACUGGAACCCUGAGACUCAUUCCUCCAAGAGAAAUGCUGCAGACAGGAAGGAGAACCAGACCCCCAAGCGUCGCUCCAGCUCUGCCAGCCCCAGCCCCAGGAGAUCCAGGUUCUCCAGCUACGGCCCCCGGCGCUCACGGUCCAGGUCCAGGAGCCCGGGGAGGUUCCGGCCCAGACCCAGGAGCAGGAGCCCACGGCCCGUGCGACGCCUCAGCCUCAGGCACAGGUCCAGGUCACCCCAGAGAUCCAGAAACCCCCUGAGAUCCAACCCCAGACCUCAGAGGUCUUCCAGUCACGACUGGUCAUCCAGGAGGCCGUCCCGAUCCCAAGACAGAAAGUCAGCUCUGGAGGCAGUAGUGAAGAGCCUGGGGCCUGGCUUUGUGGCAGAGUUCAACAAACACAGAUCAGCUGGGCAGGGCUCCUCGGGCUCAGGGAGAUCCUCACCCUCCCACGGAUCCUCAGGGAAGAAGCCUGGGAGCACCAAGAAGCCCCUGAAAACAAGUGGUUCUGUCAAGGCUUCCAAGAAAGAGGGGUCAGGUUCUUCAUCUCCUGAAACUGAUGAUUCAUCCCAAAAUAAAGAAGCAGAAGAGAAUGAAGAAGACCCCACAGGAACCAGUGGGCCUCGUCCUGCUCCUUACAAUAGGCUGUUGAGAAAGGAGCUGCUCUCCUGUGGGACAGUGCUUCAGAUAUCUGACCUACCAGAUGAUGGCUUUUCAGAUCAAGAUAUCAAAAAGAUUGUUCAGCCAUUUGGCAAAGUUAGUGAUUUCCUUGUACUGCGCUCCAAAAACAUGGCCUUCUUGGAGAUGAACUACAAAGAAGCUGUGAUAGCAGCUGUGAAAUAUGGGAAAACAACACCCGUGCUGAUCAAUGGCAAACGGGUGAAAAUCAGUGUGGCAGAGAAACCAAAACCAGCUCCUGCCCAGGCCAAAACGAGCAUCAAAAAAAAGACUCCAACUAUUAAAAAAGUUGCACCAAGUACAAAAAAAGACAAGAAAACCACCACCACCAAGACAGCCAAAUCCAUUGCAGGUAAAAAAGAAAAGAUUAAGAAAUUGAUCAAGACAGGAGUUAGUAAAGUCAAGAAAACUUCAGAUACUGCAGCAGCAAAAUCUGUAGAUGCAGAACUUCAGAUCUCAGCAGAAACUGAGAUGGACAUGGAGGGAACCAAGGUGUCAGACCCAAAGAGUGUGGCAGAAGGGGACAGUGCUCCUGAGCCUGGGAAGACAGAGGAGACUGAGCCCCAGGGAGUGACCAGUCCCACACCUCUGCCAGAGAAACUUGGAGAGGUGCCUGAGGCUGCAGCGUGUGAUGUGGAUGAGUGUAAAGAACCCUUCACUGAGCAAGAAGCUCCAGUAGCAACUCUGAAGAGUGAAGAGCCCCCAGAACCAGCUAACCAGGAACCUGAUGAUGGGUGUGUGGUGGUUGUUUCCAACUUGCCUGAGAAAGGGUACUCUGUGGAGGAAGUUUCCAACCUAGCAAAGCCAUUUGGAGGCCCAAGGGAUGUGCUGAUUUUAUCAUCUCACAAAAAGGCAUAUAUGGAAAUAAACAGAAAAUCUGCAGAUUCCAUGGUUAAAUUUUACACCUGCUUUCCAAUGUCAGUGGAUGGAAACCAGCUCUGCAUCAGCCUGCUGCCCCAGUAUAAGACAAUAAAAGAUGAAGAAGCAAUCUUUACUGCUAUAAUUAAAGACUCUGACCCUCAGGUCAAUACUGAAACUCUCCAUAACCAGUUUGUGCACCUUGGGAACUUGCCAGCUGAUGGGUACAGAGAGCUGGAAGUGCUUUGUGUGGGGCUGCGUUUUGGGAAAGUGGAUCAUUAUGUGGUACUGAAGAAUAAAAACAAGGCCAUUCUGCAGCUGGACAGCCCCAAGUCUGCCCACUCCAUGUACACCUUCCUGAAGCAAUAUCCCUACACCAUGGGGGAGCACACCUUGACCUGUGGCUUGUCACCCCAUGGAGAGGCUGCUGAGGCAGAACCUGUGGAAAAAGAAGUGAAGCAGGAGGAGCCAGGCCAAGGAAGCUCUGGCUUGAAAAAAUAUCCAGAGGGAUCAGGAGUGGUGCAAAGAGCAGCUGCUAAUCCUCCCGUAGAGCCCAGUGUGGCACAGAGAGGACCCGUUCCCAUCUCUCAUGUCAAGGAUGAGAUGUCAGCAGAGCAGACAGAGCCCUCUGAGCCCCAGCUGGAGAGAGUGGGAAGGGAGUCCCCUGCAGAGACAGCUGUGGAGAAGGUGAACCCUGGAGCAGGAGCUGCUGUGGUGUCCAUCCAAGGCACCCCCCCCAGAGCCUCCCCGGGGAAGUCAGAAGCCAUCCUGCCACCGCCUGCCAGCGGGGAGGGAGAAGAGGCACUCAAGGACCCUGCUGGCCCAGAGCUGCUGGAACCUGCUGCUGUGGCUGCAUCAGAGAAGGAGAUCAAAGAGGAAGAGGAGGAGGAGGAGGAGGUCUCUGCUCCUGCUGUUGAAGCAGCACAAGAGGUGUCUGCAGUGGGCAAGGCUGAAGAGGAGCCCUCAGACUGCGCCGUGAAGCCGGCAGCGGGGGAGCCAACAGGGGCUGUCCCUGAACCCCUGUCCCCUGCUGCUGCUGCUGGGAAGGUGGUGUCACCCGUUGUCACACCAGUGAGCAAGCUGGAGGCUCCUGAACAUCAUCCUGUUCCUGAGGCUGUGAAAACCACACACGAAACGCCUGCGACUCAGAUAGCAGAGAAGAAACCUGUGCUGACAGCUGGGGCAGCCUUGGAGAAGAAACUGGAUGAAGCUGAAGCAGAGCCAGAGGUGAAACCAGAAGAGUCUGCUACACACAAAGCUGGAAGAGCUGCAGAGGAGGACCCUGAAAAGCUUUUGGUCAAGACCGGGGCGGAGGCAGAGAAGAAACUUGAAAAUACUGUGGCCAAGGUUGGAGUUGCUGUGGAAAACACCACGAGUGCUGGCAGUGAGAGCAGCGAGGGAGGUGCCAUCAGCACCCACCAGACUAAAGGCAGAGGAGCAGCAAAGCCUGAUGAGCCCCAGCAAGCAGUGACAUUCAGCUCCUCUUUCUCUGUCAAGGAGUAUUCCUCUCUGAGCAAAACGUUUUUAAAGGCGGUGGUUUCUCUUCAGGAUAUAUCAAAGACAAGGUUUCCACUGAGGAGAAAUGAACCUUCACCCUGCAAAGCAGGGGAGCAGAAGGCUCCUGCCAAGCCUGAGAGCCAAGGCCAAGCAGUGGAGAAGAAGGUGUCACCCAAAGAAGAGGAUCCCCCCCAGCCUGGGGGCAGCCAAGCAAACCCGGGAGAUGGCGGCGGGAAGUGUAAAGUGAGCAGAAGUUCGGUGGUUGGUGGAAAGGGAGGCAAUGGGAGGAAUUCAUCUCUGCAAGAGAAGGAAUCCCGAGUGGAAACUAGGGCUAGUUCAAAACUGUCCCAAGAGGGAGAGAGUAGAUCCUGCAGCAUGAAGACAGAGACCAGCAGCAAUAAGGCUUCUGUUGGUGGCAGUGCUAAAACUUCAAAGAGUGGCAUUAGCAGCAGUGCAAAGCAAAAGGAGGAAGAAGAGCUCUUCCCGUUUAACCUGGAUGAGUUUGUCACCGUGGAUGAGGUGGUGGAAGAAACAGAAUCCCCCGUUAAAACCCGGAGGAACCCCCCCAGGGGCAAGAGGAAAGAUGGUGCCAAACCCAACCCCUCCUCUGAGCCCGGCUCCAAGAGGAGGAAAGGGAAGAGCCCGGGGGCAGCACGGCUGGCUGAGAGCCAGCUCUCCUUUGUCACCUUGGAUGAAGUCGGGGAGGGGGAGGAGGUGACUGCCCAGCUGAUGGCAGUGGCUAACCUGGAAGCUCUCAGUGACCCCCAGGGCCUGGUGGUGGUGGAUGAAGUGAUGGAAGAGGAGGAGCUGCUGGCUGAAGCCGUGAAGGAUCCCCAGUCCCUGGUGACCUUGGAUGAGCUCUCUGAGCAGGAGGAGCUUCGGCCUCCCCGGCACCUCCCCGGGUGUGUCUUUGAGGAGGCAGAUUUGAAAGCUGAGCCCUUGGUAACCGUGGAUGAAAUCGGGGAGGUGGAAGAGCUGCCCCUGAACGAGCCCACGGAGCUGAGCCUGGAGGAGGUGCUGAAGCAGAAGGAGGAUGAGAAGGUGGGUGCUGAGGAUGCUGGAGAUGGGGGCUCCUCUCAGGCACCCGAUGAUCCCAGUGCCUUGGUGACAGUCGAUGAGAUCCAAGAGGACAACGAGGAGAAUCCUCUCCUGACUCUGGAUGAAGUUAAUGAAGAUGAAGAUGAUUUCCUGGCUGACUUCAAUCGCCUGAAAGAGGAGCUGAACUUUGUGACAGUGGAUGAAGUUGGAGAGGAGGAUGAGGAAGAGGAAAACACUUGCCUGGAGAAAAACCUGGAUGAGGAUGAAGGCACUGAAGAUGUUGUUGCCAUUGCAGGACCAGAAGAAGAAGACAUUGGUGGUGUUGCAGGACCAGAGGAGGAGGACAUUGUGGCUGUUGCAGGACCAGAAGAAAUGGAAAUUCUGGGAGAAAUGGGUCCAGAGGAAGAUAUUAUUGCAACCUCAAAGUCAAAAGUGGCUCAGCUGGGAUCAGGAGAUAAAGACCCAGAGGCUAAGAGGAAGAAAACUUCUCCUUCAGAUGCAGCAAAGCCAUUGAGCACCCCAAAAGAUCUGGAUUACCUUGUCCCCAAGGCUGGCUUUUUCUGUCAGAUCUGCUCACUCUUCUACGCAGAUGAGACCUCUGUGAAAAACCACUGCAAGACCCCUCUGCACCAGCAGAACAUGGAGAAGUUCAUGGCCCAGCAGGAGGCUGAGGAGAAGGAAGGGGAAGAGAGGAGUUCGAGGUGAUUGGAGGGAAGAAGAACUUCCUUCAGUGAAGCUAAACCUUAGGGUCCAGUCAAUUUUGUGUAUUUUGUUCUGAGUUACAUUUGUAAUUUUGUUUCAGAAAGAAGCGGUUCCUGUUGUAUAAAUUUUGAGCUCCGUAGAGACAGACUUAAAAAAAAACCACAAAAACCAAACCAAAACCAAACUAGAACAAUGAAACCAUAGAGUGGCUUUGAUUUGUUUAUCAAACCCUCGGGCUGGGGAGAGAUUUCUUUCACAAGUGUUGGUGUGAAAUAAAUGUUCUUACUGUAUAGUUACCUCCA